AAGUUACUGAGAGAGUCCAAUGAAUUUAAUGCAGAGGCCAAAAAAAAGAAAUAACAUACUACCAAAUAUAGAAUGAUAAUAUUUGAGGCUAUGUCGUUGCACCAUAGAGAUUCAAAAAGUGAAAGAGCAAAACUCAGGGAGACAAACACUCCUCACAGAACUACUUAGGCAUGCCUAGUCUUGAAAUUGAUACCAAACCAAAGGCACAUUCCACCUACCUAUACCUUACCUAGACAAAAAGCUUCAACUUCAGAACACUCUUUUUUUGUCAUGUCUGAACCUGCAGCACCCACUUUCAAACCUGUGCUAGUUUGAGUUGGAGUGAGAGUGACUUGAACCAACAUUUACAACAACAUUCCACUCUGCUGAAUUAUUUUCUAACUAGAAUUCAUGGCCUCAACAGCUGAGCCACUUCCUUAUAGCUCAAGAAGAAGAGAUGAGUCAGAGUUCAAUUUGAGAGAAUGGGCAGUGAAAGCUCGAAUCAGCCGCGAGGGAACCAACUCCAGAAGGUACUCAGGAUCUUACAUGAGAAGCUUUAGAGAAGACACAAGAUCAUUUAGAUCAAACAUAACCAUUUCUAGCACUGCUUCUUCACCCGGAUACCUCUUAAAAGAUGAAAUAGACCCUUCAACAUAUUCUUUCACUACUGCUCUUAAAGCAUUGCAAGCAAGGUCAAGCUAUAACAGUUGGGAAUGCUUAUCUCCAGAUGGUUUUGCUUUAAAUUCAAAGUGGAACGAAGCAGAAAGGUAUAUAUGCAACCCUCUCUCAGGGGAGGUACCAUUGGAGUGUUUAUCUGCAAAAACUCUUAGUGGAAGAUCUUUUAGAAACUCAAUAAACAGAAUUGCCAUGUCUGCUCCUCUAGUUUAUUCCUCAAAGCACAUUCCAACAAAGCCAGCAACUUUCACACAAGAAGAAGUGGCUCUUCAAUUUCCCAAUCCAGAAAAGAAGAAAGAGGGAAUGACAAGAGAUGUUGGUACUCAAAGUACACCUCCUUAUAUUAGUUCAACCAGUCCCAGCCCUGCUUCAACUCCAUCCAUCACAGAGAGAUCAAAACCUCUAGUUUCUGACUCGCCUAACUCAAAUGCAAAAACAAAAUCCGAGGAAGAGGUGGAAGAGAAAGAUAAGGAAACAUGGGAGACAAAAGAAACAGAAAGAGAAAAGAAGGUGUGGAGGAAGCAAGAGGAGCAACUUUGCAAACUAAGUGGGUGCUUUUCGUGGAUGAGAAAAAAAAAGGCAGAGAGAGAGAAAGAAAGACAAAGAAGGAAUAACAUCUUUCUCACUCACUUCAAAGGUAGCAAAAGAUAAAGAGAGGCUGAAAAAAUGAUAAAGGGUGUACGUGCAUGCUGGUUGAGAUUCUCUUUGACACACACACACACAUGCAAUUUUAACAGUGCUUUACUGAAAAUAGAAUAGUUAAGAGCCAUGGCAAAUUACAAAUUGCAAUUAUGAAGGGGAUAGACUAUGGUGUGUGUGUCGCUCUCUCUCUCUCGUGGUCCAUUUUUUUGUGUUUUAUGUAAAAUGGUAUAUAAGUGAUGGCAUGUUGUGUUCUUGUGGUGAAAUUUGGCUGACAGCUUGGGCUUCACGUGCAUGCCUUGUUUCUGCAUUUUGAAUCCGUAGGUUCUUAUCCCUUUUGGUCUUACAGGUCAAUUGGAUAUUUACUAGUUUGUU
Glycine soja is the source of this 1668-nucleotide messenger RNA. RefSeq lists its product as uncharacterized. Bases 391 to 1305 code for a protein of 304 amino acids. The transcript has 5 exons. The record is from RefSeq and is a predicted model, not a curated record. Lineage: Eukaryota; Viridiplantae; Streptophyta; Magnoliopsida; Fabales; Fabaceae.